AUGUUGAAUAGAGCACCCCUGCGAGGUUUGUUAAAGCACCGUUUACAUAUACGAGGUGUUUGCAACCCGUCUGCUGCUCUUUUACAGGAUUUUCGAAGUUCGCGGGAGAGGAGGUUGCUCCCGGAGACGCUGAAGGGUAAAGUGAACAAUCUACAAAUCCUAUUGAACGAGGAUGUUGCUAAGGCGGUUAACAACAACAUUGUAUCCCUACAUUUGCCGAAUAAUUUGCGUCGUGUGGCCAAAAAUCAGUUUCUGAAAUUGCAGGAAAAUGAGGUUUAUGAACUGCCCAAAACCUCUUUAGAGGUAGAUGCUCACAUCGCUGGGUUCUUUCUUAGAGACUACGCUGCAGCUUUCCAAGUGUUAACUGAACUAAAAUCGAGACUCGGUAAAUCAAACUUUAACCCACAACGAGUUCUGGACGUGAGUUUAGGUCCUGCUACCGGCAUGAUUGCGCUAAAUGACGUUAUGGGUGCAGAAUUCAGACCCGAGGAGAAGGAUGCCGUAAUUACUUCAGGAUCUGAAAUGACCAAAAGAGCCAAGAUUAUGCUAAGUAGACAGUUUAAUGAGAUUCCUAUACCGCCGGCAGAAGCAGAAAUCCCUGACACACAGGAUAAAACUAUUGAUUCUGGGGGACCAGAAGUCAAUGAAGAUUAUGAACUUGUCGGUGAAGUGAUGACGAAAAAAAUUAAAACUGUUACCAAAUUAAAGAACACUGUUCCAGUGAAUAAGAAGUAUGAUUUAAUUAUUUUGCACCACCAACUUUUGAGGAAUAGAAAGAAGUUCCCCAAACAAGUGGAUGAGAAUAUAGAAACUUAUUUGAAACACUUGGCCCCCAAUGGUCAUAUAGUGGUUAUAGAGCGGGGUACUCCAUUGGGCUUUGAAACUAUAGCCCGAGCUCGGCAGCUUAUGAUCCGCCCAGAACGACACCCCAUGGAGCAUGGUAAAAUAUCUAGACCGUGGCUAAGAGGUGCAAAAAUGAACAUCACCGAGGGUCCCGGGGAUUUUUAUUUGAGCAUUGUGGCACCUUGUCCACACCACCGGCAAUGUCCUUUGCAGACUGGAAAUCCUAAUUUCUACAAUUUGCCACAGGGCAAAAAGCUGAAGUUUUGUUCGUUUCAAAAGAGUAUCCGGCGUCCAAAGUUUAGCAUCGAAUUGAAGAAAGGUAAAUGGCUAGCAAUGCCAUGGGAAGAUGAUAAUGAUGUCAGAAAACACAGAGAAUUACGCGGCAAAGGUCGGCCGCACGGUAAAAAUGAGGAAACUGUAAGUUUUUCCUAUCUGAUCGCUAAAAGGUCACCUACCGACCCGGAGACACUUCAGCAGAUAGAGAAGACGAGGGAAUCUUCAACUACCAAGUAUGAAACAGGGUCUCUUGGAGAUAACACGCAAGACACAUGGCCACGGAUAUUAACUCCUCCUUCGAAACAAAAGGGCCAUGUUGUAUUUGACUUGUGUGCCCCUUCUGGCCAGUUGGAAAAAUGGAUAGUUCCAAAAUCGUUUUCCAAAGAAGCGUACCACGAUGCGAGAAAAGCAACAAAGGGUGAUUUGUGGGCAUUAGAUGCCAAGACUAAGAUACAGUCACUUGGGCGGAUAAACUUGGAGAAGUUUGAAAAGUUAGAGAAGGAAAGAGUAAGAGCAAUCAAGAAGGAGGACAAGGAACGCGGCAAUAAGAUGGGAGAUAAAUUAAAAAAGUUAGAUCAAUCAGAAGCCCAGACAAACAUUGAAGAAAUGAUUGAUGAAUCGGCUGAGGCAUAUGGAUACUUCUGGAAACAAGACCAGUGA
This is a messenger RNA of Huiozyma naganishii CBS 8797, 1779 nucleotides long. It is a transcript of the gene RSM22, whose product is annotated as tRNA methyltransferase RSM22. Gene Ontology annotation, cellular component: mitochondrial small ribosomal subunit. Lineage: Eukaryota; Fungi; Ascomycota; Saccharomycetes; Saccharomycetales; Saccharomycetaceae. Gene Ontology annotation, biological process: translation. The transcript has a single exon. The record is from RefSeq and is a predicted model, not a curated record. Gene Ontology annotation, molecular function: methyltransferase activity; structural constituent of ribosome. Bases 1 to 1779 code for a protein of 592 amino acids.